This is a messenger RNA of Centropristis striata (black sea bass), 2179 nucleotides long. RefSeq names its product angiopoietin 4 (gene angpt4). The transcript is spliced from 11 exons. The coding region runs from base 608 to 2179 and encodes 523 amino acids. The record is from RefSeq and is a predicted model, not a curated record. Lineage: Eukaryota; Metazoa; Chordata; Actinopteri; Perciformes; Serranidae.
GGUUGUCUUCUUCAUGGUUGUAACGCUGUGUGAGAGGAAGCUUCAGUGGGAAGGAGGUCAGAGGAGGAACUGUCCCCAGAUUUGGAUUUGGACACGCUGCACUCUUGACUUGGAUUUCAGCUUUCUCUCCAUCCUUUUUUCCCCUGAGUGGGUCUGGACCUGCACCUGGAAUUUCAAGAACAUCACUAAAGACCUGCCCAGGGUCAAGCCAGUGGACUCAUUCAGAAAAAUCUUCAUUUGCAAGACGAACCCGACAACAGAACAAAUUAAAAACUCAAUAACAAAAAAGUAAAGACAAAAUGAGAUGGAGCCACAUAUCGAUCAACUCAUCUGAUGUGAAUCUUUUCCACAAGUGAGGAAGCAACAGGAGACCACCACAGGACAGAAGCUGCUUUUUGUCUCUAAGUAAUUUCAUGAAUGAUAUCAGAGCUGAACAAACUGAAGGAGCUGAGGGUGCAGGGUCAGACUUAAUGGACUGCAGGUAGGUGCAGAGACAUCCUGCACUCAGAUGUUUUCAUAAAGUGAAUUGGGGUCAAAGCGUGAACGAGCAUCUCUUGACCCUCUUCGCACUGAGGGAAAACACUUUGAUACAGUUGAAGAGGGCGUCAUGAAAGGUUUAAAUCUCAGCCGGGGGUUGCUGUUGCUUCUGCUGCUUUGGACCUUGUCUUCUGUCGCUGAUGCUGCCGGUGUUGCGAGCACCGAACGAGGAGGAGCUGGGAGAAGAAGAGGUGGUAGCGGUGGCGGCAGCGGGGAGAAGAGAAGAAAGUUUCACCGCAUCCAACACGGCCAGUGCAGCUACACCUUCAUCCUCCCGGAGCUGGACGGGUGCCAGGGCGGAGGAUCGCUGUCACAGGCUGAACAAUACGGCGUCUCUCGUGGCGGGGUGAGCGUUGUGCAGAGAGACUCGCCACCGAUCGACAGUGAAUGGUCCGCUCAGAAACUGCAGCACCUGGAGAGCACAAUGGAGAACAACACGCAGUGGUUGCAGAAGUUGGAAACGGUCAUUCAGAAGAGCGUGAAGCCGGACUCCACCAACAUACCAUCACACGUCGUACACAACCAAACGGCCACCAUGCUGGAGAUCGGGACGAACCUGCUCACACACACAGCGGAGCAGACUCGCAAACUCAACGUGGUGGAAGCCAAGGUGCUGAACCACACGUCUCGAAUAGAGAUCCAGCUGCUGGAGAACUCUCUGUCCACCAACAAGCUGGAGAAGGAGCUGCUACUGCAAACCACGGAGAUCAGUCAGCUACGAGACAAAAACAGUCGUUUGGAGAGUAAAAUCCAGCUGUUGGAGUCUCAGCAGAGAGGAGAGCUGGAGGACAUGAAGCAGGAGAAGAACCGGCUGCAGUCGGUCGUCAGGACUCAGAUGUCGGCCAUCGAGUCUUUGGAGCGUCAGCUGAGAGUCGCCAGCAGCAACAACACGGCUCUGCAGAGGCAGCAGGCUCAGCUGAUGGAGUCAGUACACACACUCAUCAACAUGGUGGCCAGUACGACAGGCUCUCCUCUCAGAGAGCAGAUGUGGAGGGACUGUGCAGAUGCCUAUAAGGCGGGUCACUCUGUCAGCGGGCUGUACAACAUCUACAUCAGCAACAGGACUGACCCUGUGCAGGUCUACUGUGACAUGGAGACGAGCGGCGGCGGCUGGACCGUGUUCCAGCGCAGGUUUAACGGCAGCGUUGACUUCCAGAGGAGCUGGAGAGAAUAUAAAAUGGGUUUCGGGGACGUGUUGGGAGAACACUGGCUGGGUAAUGAAGCGAUGCACCUGUUGACCAGUCAGGGUCAGUACUCUCUGAGGGUGGAGCUCAGGGACUGGGAGGGAAACCCCGCCCACUCCCAGUACGACCGCUUCACCCUGACCAAUGAGAGGCAGCAGUACAGGUUGUAUCUGAGAGGUUACAGCGGCACGGCGGGGAGGCAGAGCAGCCUGGCCACCCAUGGGACCGGCUUCAGCACCCGAGACCAGGACAACGACAACUGUGACCACUGCAAAUGUGCCCUGAUGCUCACCGGAGGUUGGUGGUUUGACGCUUGUGGUUUCUCCAACCUGAACGGUAUUUACUACACCGUCGGCCACAACAUCCGGAAGCUCAACGGAAUCAAGUGGCACCACUUCAGAGGCCCCAGCUACUCCCUGCGCUCCACCUCCAUGAUGGUACGACCCUACGACUUCUAA